This is a messenger RNA of Solanum lycopersicum (tomato), 521 nucleotides long. The record is from RefSeq and is a predicted model, not a curated record. Lineage: Eukaryota; Viridiplantae; Streptophyta; Magnoliopsida; Solanales; Solanaceae.
GCUUUUAGCAAAGUGAAAUAAUUUCCAUUCACUUAAAGUAAAGAAUCCAAUACCCAACCCCUCCUUUUAAAUAUUUUCAACAACAUAUUUUCAUUCUACUCUAAACUAACAUCAGAAAGAUUUUCCUGCAGCUGCCUGUUAAGAACUUUGUAACGUAGCAACAACAAUGGCCAAUGUGGUUGAGCUUAAAGUUGGUUUGCACUGCGACGAAUGCAUCAAGAAAAUCUUGAAGACGAUCAAGAAAAUUGAAGAUAUUGAAACAUAUGAUGUGGAUAAACAACUAAACAAGGUAACAGUAACUGGAAAUGUGACUAAUGAAGAGGUGAUCAAAGUUCUUCACAAGAUCGGGAAACAAGCAAGCAACUGGGAUCAACAAUCAAGUUGCUAAUCGAAUAAGCCCAGAGUGCGCAAUACCAUCUUGCAAUUUUAUAUUAGUAUAUAAUAUGUCCUGAUUUUAUCAAUUUUAUACUACUAAACAAUAUUUUCCAAGUAUUUCUACAUUACAGAACAAUUAGAUCUAA